AUGUUGAUUGAGGCGGAAUCCUUGGCUCAUCUGGAGGAACUUCAGCAGGCUACUCCCCAGGCUCGUGAGCAACCUGAACGUGCUGAAGAGCUACAGGAGACCAUCCCUGUCACUGCACGCAUUGUCCAGAUGUACCAGAAAGGUGAACUUGAUUCGGCGGUUGCAAUGCAACUCCUUGGAGGGGCAUUGAACUCCAAGCAGGCACGCUUCAUCAAGUACAAAAAGAAGUCGGUCACCAAGAACGACAAGUCCAUCAGUGACAUUGCUGUAGGUCUCGUUGGUGAAUCUGCGAAGCGAUUUGCUGCCAAUAUUGGAGAAGGGGGGCUUUGGCCAGUGCUUGCUGGCUGUGGUCUUCAUGACUAUGAUGGGGCUUGUCAGAAUUGGUUAGAGUUUUGGCAGUUGUACCGCAAGGUCCAUCCAACCUUUGGUCUAUUUGACCGGGACGAUGUGGACUUGAGUAGAACCGCAGCAUUUGUGUUGCAUGGUGAUGAGGGGCGCACCCUGAAAAAGGGUGCAAUGCUUGUGACUUCACUUCAAUCUGCACUUGGGCGGGGCUAUGAUCAGAAGCGGGUUAACCAUGCAGGCACAUCACGGGAUUUGAAGGUCAACUUUGCUGGUCAUUCGUUCACGACCAGAUGGAUUGUACAUACAAUUCCAAAGUCUGCUUAUGAUGGCAACCCGGAGCUGUUCAACAGUGCGAUGGAACACACAGCCAAAUCUUGCCGGAAACUGCUAGAGCAAGGUUAUGUGGAUGUGGCGCGAGGUCAUGAGACCUUCAGGGUGGUCAUCCUGGGGGUGAAGGGUGAUGCACCCUACCUUUCGAAGGUUGGACGUUUUUACCGUGCUUACAACACAACUGCCAAGAGGGGUGAAGAGCGUGGUGCACCAAAAGGAGUUUGCCCGUAUUGCCUUGCAGGUACUCGAAUGUAUCCAGCUGAAGAGCUUUCCACAGCUGAUCCAACGUGGCUCAGCACUGUGGCAGUGAAGUUGCCAUGGACUCGGUGCCCAGCAGUCAUCAAGCACCUUUUGCAUGACACUGAGGACCCGGCAGACUUCUUCAAGAGUGAUGUAUGGCACAUUUGUCAUCUUGGCAUUGGCAAAUCUUGGAUAUGCAGUGUUCUUCAACUCAUGAUGCCUUUUAUGCCUUGUCCGAACUUGGAGGCAAAAUUUGACUUCAUGACAACGGAAUAUCUUGCAUGGUGCUGUUCGAACAAGAAGCAGGCCCACAUUAGUCGAAUCAGCUCGUACUUGAUUUCCUACAAUGAUGCCACUGGUGCCAUGGGUCAUUGGCACAAGGGUGCCCUUACAAGCAAUUUCAUGUUGUGGCUGGUGGAUUUUUUGGGAACACUUCCUCGUGAUCCAGAUGGUUACUCCAUGAAGUGUCGUGCUGUGACAUACAGAAUGAACGCCAUGUUUUCUGUGCUUUACAGAAGUGGAGCUUUUUUGACAGAGGAGCAGGCUGCUUUUGUUGCGACGCAGGGCUUGGCUUUCCUGGAUUGCUAUGCCACUAUGGCAGCUGCAAUGUUCAAUGCUGGGAGGCAGCACCUUUACCCUCUUUACCCGAAGCUACAUAUGUUUCACCAUAUCAUGAUCACUGUGCAGCGGCAGGGGUCCACAGCAAAAGUUGCUGUGAACCCCACAAUGUGGGGGUGUCAAAUGGAUGAGGACACGGUUGGGAGAGCUUCCCGGUUAAGCCGCCGUGUGAACAUCCGCCUGGUAGCACAAAGAUCCCUUGAAAGGUAUCUCGUUGCAGCAUUUACAGCUUUUACCAAGGCUGGCCUCUUGGGGUGA
Durusdinium trenchii is the source of this 1791-nucleotide messenger RNA. The record is from the annotation of a GenBank genome assembly. NCBI's taxonomy places the organism in Eukaryota, Dinophyceae, Suessiales, Symbiodiniaceae.